CGACCGGGUGUGGUACGACAUCAGCUCGCUUCAAAUUGGACAUCAAAGAAGAAAAAAAACUGCAGAAUCGUCAUGAAAGUUCUACACUUCACUGUGAUCUUGCUAUCGUUGAUUCCCGUGACAUUUGCCGACGGUCCAGCAGCUCCACCUGCUACAACAGAGGAACCAAAAUCAACUGCUCCACCUGCUACAACAGAUGUCACACAGACACUCGUUCCUAGUGUCUACCUUCCGCUCGGUGCUGGUGAACCGCAACAAGGUCGCAAUAUUUCAAGUGAAUUCGGAGUAUUCCCGAAGGAGUUCUUUACGUGUGGAAAAAGAACAGCAACGACAUUGAAUGAAGCUUAUACAGGCCCCAGUUCAUUGGAAGUUGUUGUAAAAUGUGAUCCAACUCCGGCUCGAACGAUUAUUGGGAAGGCGGAUAAUUCAUUUGUCAAGUUCAAUCGGGAUUUCAAGAAGGAAUGCGAGUUGUUCACCUGCUCAAAUGACGUCUACCAAGGUGAUGGAGAUCAGUUGGAGGAAAUUGUAAAUUUUGACCCGGCGCUUUACUCAAAAAAUGCAAAAGCUCCGAAACCAGAGAAACCGGAAACCAACAUUUGUUCUGACAAAAAGGCAACAUAUCCCGAGGGCUCCACUCCGACUAGCUCAAUCCUGUUUGCUAACGAAGGAAACUGCUAUGCGAAAGUAGGAUCUACGUUGAUAACAUUAUUGGAGACACCAGAAACAUUUGCUCAAGUCCCUCGUUGGUUGCCUGCGAAUGAGGAUCGACUCAACUUGAAGAGCUUGUUCUUUUCAAAUGAGAAAUCCGAAAUCGUGGAGCGAGUCCCAUUCGUCUUUGAAUCGAAGAAAAACGAUAGUACAGCUGUCACCUAUCAGAAAUGCGACACCACUUGCGAUAAAGGAUCAAUUGUCAAAAUACAGAUGAAUCCCGGCGAAUACUCUAUGAUGGUCUAUCUGAAUCCGAAGGAGUGCUCGUCGUUCAGAAUUUGCUUUGAUCCCGAUAGAUUUUUGGAUGACUCUAAGAAACCCAGCUGCCAGGACGAUUUUACCAUUGAUGUGCUGUUCAAGAGUGGAGUCGUUGUUUGGGGAAAGAAAGGAAGAGCGUCGAUAAUUGAGAUGAUGAGCCCGUACCAUGAUGAAGAUAAUGUAGUUGGAAUUGAGUUCGGAUACGGUGUCAAAACAAGUAAAGGAGAUCUUGCUGGAGAAUUCUACAUCGGAAACGAUCAUCGAGAGUUUGUGCAAAGCGAUUCAUCGGGAUACACUUCGGCUUCAAGCUCAAAGUUGGCAUUCUUCUUUCCAUCCGAUGGGUGUCUACGCGCUACUGCCGGCAUUUUCUCCAAGAAAAUCGCCAGUGGUAAAACAAUGGCAAAUGAAAAAGUGACUGUUGUUGGAAAACUUUUCGGGGAAUCUGGAGAACUGAUUACAGUACAAACACCAGAAGUCGCCACAACAACCACUGCACGACCCAUUAAGAAUAUUGCUGCAACAACUACCGUCGCACCUCUCCAAUUGAUUGCGGAUGCUUCACUUGUUGACAAUGACCUACAAUCGAAUCUUGAAGCAACUGGAGUGUAUGUCGAUGGAAAGUGGUGGUGGUGGGCAAUCUACCUGGGAUUUGUCUUGGGCACUCUCCUUACUUUGGCUAUCGGGGGUGGAAUAUGUUACGUGUUGCGACGAACUGUUUAUGGAUAUUGGUACCGCGGCAUGUACAGACGAUAUGGAUGUGAUGUCUCUGCGACAACCGCUGGUCUCACUGGAGUUGGAUUCGGAGCAACUACGACCGCAAUGCAGACGAUUUCUCCUGGAAAGACGGGUGCGACAACAUUGGGAAGUACUUCAAGUACCACUGGAAUUACUGAAACUACUGGAACUACUGGAUCCACGGCAACCACUGGAACUAUGGCAUAAUUUCGUGAUUUAUUGAAUGAGAUCUUUUGAAUGAGAUCUUUUGAAUGAAAUUUAUUGAAAAUUUGC
Messenger RNA from Caenorhabditis elegans, 1974 nucleotides. It is a transcript of the gene F58D2.2, whose product is annotated as VWFD domain-containing protein. Lineage: Eukaryota; Metazoa; Nematoda; Chromadorea; Rhabditida; Rhabditidae. The record is from RefSeq and is marked reviewed.